Molecule: messenger RNA, 3751 nt
Organism: Neodiprion fabricii
Lineage: Eukaryota; Metazoa; Arthropoda; Insecta; Hymenoptera; Diprionidae
Gene: bma
Product: SCY1-like protein 2
Exons: 18
Coding region: 99-2600 (833 amino acids)
Biological process (GO): protein phosphorylation
Molecular function (GO): protein kinase activity; ATP binding
Source: RefSeq, a predicted model, not a curated record
GGCGACGCAAACUACGUCUACGAUAAACAGACGACGUAAUGUGCUCCUAGUGUACGAAUUACUUGUCCGGCAACAGAAAACCGAGAAACUGGUAUUGGAUGGGAGCACGUACCAUGUUUUCAAAGUUUAAAAGUAGCAGUGCACCAAAUGCUCUCGAAUCAAAUCCAAUAUGGCACUAUUUUGAAGUCGGAAAACAAUCGGCGACUGCUGGUCCGGAACAAGUUUGGCGGAUCCUCGACGCGUAUCGCAAGAGCGAUGGAAAGGAAGUGUCAAUAUUUCUUUUUGAGAAACGAUCGGCGGAAAAAUUGCAUAAACCUAAGCGAAAAGAAACGGUCACUGAAAUUUUACGAGGUGGUGUUCGUCAGCUGGAACGUUUCCGGCAUCCAAAAAUCUUGCAGGUGAUGCACACAGUCGAAGAAUGUUCGGAGACACUUGCAUUCGCCUCGGAACCAGUUUUGGCAAGUCUCGCGAAUGUUCUUGCAUUUCAGGAAGCAACCGCAAUCGCUAACGCACAAUCCUCAACUACGACUCAGCAAAAUGUACAAGCUCGUCCGAUGUAUACCAAAGAAUAUGACAUGCUUGAUAUAGAACUAAAAUACGGAUUAUUACAGAUAACAGAAGCUUUAUCGUUCCUCCAUUACAGCGGUCACGUUCUACACAGGAACGUGUGUCCGAGCAGUAUCUUGAUUACAAAAAAAGGCACUUGGAAAUUGGCUGGUCUCGAUUUUAUUGAACGUGUGAAUGAAAUUGAUGGUCUGGAGCCAGUUACAUGCCAUCCUUGGACGUCUAGGCUGCCUAAAAUGGCUCAGCCUAAUCUCGAUUAUAUUGCUCCGGAAGUUCAACAGGACUCAAUAUGUAGCAUAUUGAGCGACAUGUUCAGCCUGGGAAUGGUCAUCUGCGCGGUAUUCAACCAAGGUCGUUCCUUGAUACAAUCGAAUCAUAGCUGCUCUGCUUAUUUAAAGCAAAUUGAAGGCCUAGAAGAACAUGUGAACAACAUUCUACCACGAGUUCCUGUACCUCUUCAAGAAGCUGUUGUCAGGCUUCUCCAUAAAGACAGGAGACAACGGCCUACAGCGCAACUUCUCUCGCUGAUAAAAUAUUUCAGCGAUCCAUCUGUCCAUGCCCUUCAGUUUCUCGAUGUGAUAAAUAUGAAGGACCCUACACAAAAGACUCAUUUCUAUAAGAAUACUCUGAAGGAAGUGCUUCCAUAUAUUCCUAGAAAACUAUGGUAUCAACAUAUUUGGCCAUACCUUCAACUGGAGUCAAAGUCUCAAGAGGUACUUGCCGCAGUCUUACAGCCCAUGUUGUACAUAAUUCAAGACAGUACAGUUGAAGAAUACGAGUCAAUAAUACUACCGACAUUCAGAGCAGUCUUCUCGACUCCAAAAUCGAUACAAGCUACGGUAAUAUUGUUGGAAAAUUUGCAUCUAAUAUUGGAGAAGACUCCGCGUGACGAUAUCCGAUCAGAAGUCUUGCCCAUGCUGUACGCGUCAUUUGAAAGUACAACGACUCAAGUCCAGGCCGCAGCCUUGGUCGCUGUAUCAAACGUCACCGAAUAUCUAGAUGACAUGGCCAUACGACGUAUGGUUUUACCGAAAUUGAAGGGAGUAUUUGAGAAGAAUUCAGGCGACGUCAGAAUCAUGUCGAACGUUUUGUCGUGCAUCGAGUGCAUAUUGGAGCGGCUUGACAAGCAGCAAAUUAUCGACGAAGUGCUGCCUCUGUUAUGGGAGGUCAAACUUCAGGAGCCCGAAAUUGCUAUUCGGGUUGUAAACAUUUAUAGGCUGAUGUUGAACGACAAGAAAUAUGGACUUUCUGUAAAUUUAAUGGCAACACGCGUAAUGCCGUCUUUGCUGCCUCAGACAGUAAAUCCUGCUUUAAAUUUAGAGCAAUUUACUAUUCUCCUAGAAGUGUUACAAGAAAUGCUGAAUCACAUAGACAGAAAUCAAAGAAACAAAUUGAAAUUGGACAAUCUGUCGCUUCCGAGUCCAGAAAGACAUCGUCCAUUGCGUCAUCAAUAUAGCUCUGAUAACAUGCACGCACCUCCAUUCAACAUUCCCAAUCUACGUAUCGAACAGAGAAAAACAUCGUCGGCCGAAGACAUGGCUAGAAAGAACUCAAUUGGUUCGAUGUCGAUGACUGCGUCAGCUGAAAAUAUGGCUAGAAAAAAUUCCAUGGCUGGCAUGCUUGGAAGCUGGUGGUUCGGUUCGUCGUCCUCUACAAACGACGGAAAUUUCUUGCGCGUGGCAAACGCUUUUCCGAACCGUCGGCUUUCGGACAACACCCUGAUGACGCCGAAAAUACGCAUAGCUCCUUCUUGCGCCAGCUCACCCGGCGGUACUCCGGGAGGAGGUUUACCAAUUCGACGCCAUUCUAGCACCGGGCCCCAAGAGCGGCGCGGGUCAAAUAUUAACCUUUCACCGCCAACGGGUGGUGGUAUGCCGAUCACGAGUAGUAGUGUUCCAUAUCUGCUAAGUUCAAGCAUGAACAGCAUUCGUGGCACUCGGCGGCCAUCCGUGUCGUCGACAUCUUCGCAGCAAGGCAGCGGGCUGCUUCACCAGUUUGGCUCCGGCAUGUAUCAACUAUUCUCUGGACGUUCAUAAAGACGUACGUGCCAACAAGCUAUUUGUUACAUUCGUAUGGAUAUUUCGUAUGAAUUCAAGUCCAAAACAACAAAAUGUGAGUAACAUCUGAAGCAUGAAAUGAAUGGAUAGCAUAAAGCAAUAGCAAUAUAAGAUUCCUGGAGACGGAUGAUAAAUACCCGGGAGUUAGUUUUGUAUAAUUAUUUCAUCAUUUUUUAUCAAGCGAAGAAUCGGGAGCGAAUAGAAAUAUAAUUACUUCAAUUUAAUGUUAAGAUUUUUGUCAACAGUGCUUGCCAUCACUUUUACAUCUAGGAUAAGGCUGCCUGCACAUUUCUAUAUUUACCGAUAAAUAUUAUGUACGCUUACUAGCGAUAGUUCCAUUGAUUUUGACACGUAACUAACGCAUAAUUACCGAAAUUAUCGUCGCAUUUAAUUGUGACGUGUAUUUAAUUGUCUAACAAAUAUCGGGCUUCGCACCUUAAAACGCGGAAUUUUCCAAUCAUGGAUGUUACAUAAAAGAAGUACAGUGUUAUUUUCUUGGCGGGUAUAUUUCUAGUAGCCUUAUCCUAACGACGAUGCAUAUCCAGAUCAGAAUCGCAAAGGUAUUUAUUAUAAGCAUAUUAUGGUAUAUAAAAUAAUAAAUUGAUAAGAUGAAAAAUCUAAAUUCUAAAAGAACUGCGUCUUUCAAAUAGGGAAAAGAAAGAAUAAACAGUCGAACUUAUUUCGUUAGCUCAUCUACUGGAAAUCGGUAUCUGACAAUUACUGAUCUGUUUGGCUGCAGUAACUUAUAUCUGAUAUACAAAUUAAUAUUCAAUAUCAGAUAUAGAAAUUACGUGAGUAUAAAUAGUGGCAUGAAGUAUGAAAUAUCAGGGAAACCUCUGACAGGAAAGUUACAUUUACCCCUCCAAAGCCUGCCAGUAAAAUGUGUCAAUUUCAGUAUAAAUUAAUGUGACUGUCUCUUAUUCUUAUAUUCAACUCUGCGUGAGAACCCUACACGUAUUAUAUAUUUGUGUUAUGUGUGUAACACAAAUAUGUCUUUGGCCUAUUACACAGCCUAUUAUGUCCUAAUUACUCAAGCUUUAAUAGUGAGGAAUAAGAUAAAAAUAAAUGUCUAGUCAAAAACUUCGACUUGUUAGUCGAACUCUUAUAUUGUAUAUCGUAUAUUAUACGCG